Messenger RNA from Sphaerulina musiva SO2202, 1706 nucleotides. RefSeq lists its product as uncharacterized. The transcript is spliced from 2 exons. The record is from RefSeq and is a predicted model, not a curated record. Gene Ontology annotation, molecular function: protein binding. The coding region runs from base 225 to 1043 and encodes 272 amino acids. NCBI's taxonomy places the organism in Eukaryota, Fungi, Ascomycota, Dothideomycetes, Mycosphaerellales, Mycosphaerellaceae.
ACCUACAUCUCGUUGGGGGUGUGCCGCUGCUCGUGAAUUUUUUCGCUACUUUACUGCUCUUUUUCCCUUGCGAAACUUACCUGGCUGUACUGUACUGUACCGUCGUAAUCGACCUUAUUUUGACUGUCAAAAAGUGCGGCAGCAGCGUCUCCCUCUUCUUCCUCUUCUUCUCUACAUUGUAUUGUAUCGCAUUGCGCUGCAUUGCUUCGCGCCCGGGAAAAACAAUGUCUUCUACACGAUCAUCUUCAGUGCAACCGCAGAGAGACCGACCUCUUCAUGAGCUUCUCUCUCGCGACAUGGUCGACAUCUACGUCGGCCCGCAAAAUACGCACUGGACGCUCCACGAGAAACUCCUCUGCUACCGCUCGCGCUUCUUCCGCAACAUCUUUCGUCAACAGAAAAACGGUCGCACGAAGAAUUCCAUGUACGGGCUUCCCGACGAAGAAGACGAACCCUUCAAACUCUUCGUCGGAUGGCUCUAUUCCGAACGAAUCCCCACUCCCAAAGAAGAAAAAGACCUCUCCCACCUCCUCGAUGUCUAUCUCAUGGCCGAACGGUGGGAAAUCAAAAAUCUCCUGCAUGAAGUGCUCGACGCCGUGAGAAUUUAUUACGCGGAAACGGAUUCCUGGCCGUCGCUCCGGAGAGUGCAGUAUAUUUAUGCGAACACGGAAGAGGAAUCGCCGAUGCGGAAACUUCUCGUGUCGUGUGUGACGAGGAUGCUGGUGACGAGUGAAGGUGUCCCGCCACAUUGGGAGAAUGCGUUGCAGAAGAAUGGGCAGCUUGCCGUGGAUAUUAUUCGUUGUGUGCAGAGAUGGCAUGUGGAUCCGCAGCAGGUUCCAGAUGCGAGGAGGCAGAGUGUAGAUGAGCAUGUGGUGGCUGCGCAGGCAGAUGGGUACAAGGAGGACAAGGAUGAUGAGGAUGAUGAAAAGUUGGAUUGGGGCGAUGGUUUGAGUGCGCCAAGUCGCGAUCAGAGCCGAGCUGAAGAGGUACAACAGCAACAAGAUCAACAAAAUGGUGGCCAGAAGGGACAGAAUGGCCACUAGAGGGAAUGGAUGCGCGUUUCGAAGUCGUGGAGCCGGGGUCGUAUCACAAACAGUGUGGUAUGGUAUAUCUUUAUCUUCGAGCUGGCUGGUGCAGCGGGUAGUCUGUCACUUGUUUCGCUUCACUUCUGUUUCGCUUUCGCAUUCCGUUUCGCUUUCACAUUCCGACCAAAACACCGCGGUCUCUCCUCUUAGAGCACAAAUGCCGCUCCUGCUCCCAGUCCCAGUAUAACCACCUGCUCCACAGUCCCUCCCAUAACAGCCGCGACUCCCCCCGCCGCCGCACUCGAAGUAGUUGUAGCAGCAGUCUGCGUGAUUGUCGAAGUCGAAGCCGAACCCGUUGUACUCGUGAGAACGACUGUCGUACUACCACUGGUCGGUGUCUCCGCAUCUGUAUUGGUGCCAACGACUGGUAUCAGGCUGGCAGUGUCUUCGGUGCUGGUAUCUGUCCUCGUGCCGGAAAGUGCUGUCAAGGUCGCGCUACUGGCGGUCGUGGUCGAGACGACGGUGGUGGUUAAGCUAGCGGUGAGGGUAAUGCUUUGCUCCAUCGGCCCAGGGGCGGAGAAGGGUGGUGCUGUUGUUUCUUGUGCGUAGACGCCGCUGAGGAGCGAGAGGAGGGCUGUUGGGAGGGAGUAGUACUGGUGCAACAUCAUGGCGGUGGUGGCU